AUGGCCGAAGGUGGUCACAGCCUCGAUCAGCGAUCAUGGAACUGGCGGCUUGUGAAACAGCGCCUUGCAAGUGAACGCUGCUUGCGCGGUGGAAAUUUCAAUAUUAGUGUCUAUCAUGGCAGUUUUUGACAUCCCGGACACUCUAUCUAUCGCGUCGUUACGAGCUAAGUACGAACUUAUUCUUUUCCUUUCCCCUCACCAUCGCCCGCGACGAUGAAGGGUCCAGCAGUUGACCUCCCUGGUCAUGCUCGCUCUGAGUCGAUCGUGCCCUUGCUCCCGUUUGCUGAGCAUUCGCGCCCUUCCACUCCCUCUUCGGCGACCUUUCCUGCGAAGCAAAGCUAUCGACAGCCUGUCGUUGAUGUUCAACGUCGGCGACUCGUGUUUCUUGCGGGGGCGAUCCUGUCCGUCGUGUCCGUCGUGGCGCUCGCUAUGCUCACCGUAGGCCGUUCAUCCUCAGGUUCGACCUAUGUCGUCUCCGACCUUGAGGCACCGGCCGUUCCAACGUCAUCCACCAGCGACAUACCGCUCUAUGACAAUGAGUCAUCGCCCGUUCAAUCUGCUCCCACAGCAGGGUCCUCCGAGGCAACCCAUGAGAUUGUAGACGAGGAACUACCGUCUCACUCGCCGUACUUGCUUGGUUUUCCGACAGACAGUUUCAGAGAUAACCUCAGAAAUGAUACCAAGUACAUCACUUCGUGGAUUUCAGCUGGAUGGAAUAACGACGUCAUGACCUACGCUAAUCUGAUUUACCUCGGCCAGAUUGCUGACCGUGUUCCCAUCAUUGGGAUGUUCACUCCUUCUCACAUUGGCGGUGAUGCGCCGCCCAUCUCCUUCGGCGAAGUGUUCAACGUCUCUCGUUUCAUCAAAGAUUCAGGCACACCUAUAGUAGAAUGGGAUGAAGUGAAAAAUCCAGAAAGCGAAAUCCUCGAUGAUAUCGGCUGUUGGAAUAUAUGGGAAGCUGUACAAUACUACGAACACUAUCCUAGAGGAAGCGUCGUUCCAGAUUUGGUUGGACUUGAUAUUUCUUACACGCGUGCACCCGAUUGGCUCAAAAUGAUUCCUAAUUUUGAACAUAACAAGUGCAGCACGUUUUGGAAUCUGGCUCGUUUGGCUUAUCCAGAAGACCGUAAUCAGAGUUUAGGCAAUACACUUCCUUCUCCUCAACAUGAAGUUAUUCUUGAACCGGAUGAACAUCUGCUUUGCUAUGACUACUUGUACUAUGCUUGUGCAGCGCAGACAGUACUUCAGGAAUUUGAAUUCGAGCAUGACUAUGCCCCAGCUUGGAAAUAUGUUGCUAAACACUUCCGUUGGUCUGAUCGAGUUGAAGACGUUACAGCACUCUAUUUGAAGCGCGUCUUUGGUCUGUCUGAAGAUGAUCCAGUACCUCCGUACAUUACUAUUCACGUUCGUCACGGUGAUUUUGGUGGCUGGUGCUGGGAAGCCGAGCAACCUGAAGAUUGCUUCGCUCCGCUACCUGUCAUUGCCCGCCGCGUCAGGGAAGUUCAAGCUGAAAUUCGCGAGCGGAAGGGUAUUGACAUCCCGAUGUCAAGAGUCAUUAUGACUAGUGACGAAAAGGACGAAGGGUGGUGGAACGAGGUCAAAUCCUAUGGCUGGGUACAGAUGGACCAUACCGAACAGAAUACUGUUGAAAAUUACGGACGAUGGUAUCCUGUCAUUCUGGAUGCUGCGAUCCAAUCCAAUGGACUCGGCUUCGUAGGUACCGACCGCUCUACCUUCUCCGUCUUAUCCAAGCGUCGAGUGCAAGAUUGGCACGAUGGCGCGACGCGCAUGGUUAAAUGGGGCAAGAAGGACGCCGAUGCGCAUCGUAAACGCAUGCUGAUGGAAAUCCCUGAAUGAUCCCUCUUUUUGGUCGAUGCUGGUGUAUUCUUGACAUAUCUACGGACUGCUCUGCCCGAGUUGAAUAAUCCCAUGGACUUUGUUCGUACUAUAGCAUUAUCUAUUCAUUAACCUUCUUAGACUGAACCUAGACCUACCUCCUCCGUAUGUUCAUAUCUUGCUCUACCAGUGCUGUAUAUACCACAUGCUGUAUCAUACCUACCUUGUUGUCGCACUCGUUGGAAUUACAUUCAUUUCGUUCUUGCAACCCCAC
Messenger RNA from Somion occarium, 2110 nucleotides. The record is from the annotation of a GenBank genome assembly. NCBI's taxonomy places the organism in Eukaryota, Fungi, Basidiomycota, Agaricomycetes, Polyporales, Cerrenaceae.